Messenger RNA from Paramecium octaurelia, 1508 nucleotides. NCBI's taxonomy places the organism in Eukaryota, Ciliophora, Oligohymenophorea, Peniculida, Parameciidae. The record is from the annotation of a GenBank genome assembly.
AUGCAAGAUUUUAAACCUGGAGAUAUAAUUGCAUAGGAUUAUCAAAUUUUGAGUUUAUUAUCACAAGGUUCAUUUGGAAAAGUGUAUUUGGGACGAUCAUAAUCGAUGAAUUUGAAAGUGGCGAUAAAAGUUGAAAAGAGUGAAGUUUCCUACUUUAAUAGUUUGAAUCAUGAAGUAUUACUAAAAACUAUUAGAAUAUAGGUCGAAGUUCUGAAACUCUUGCUAGAUGUUCCAUAAGUACCCAAAAUUUAUUGGUUUGGAUAAGAGAUGAAUCUAAAAAUUAUGAUACAAAACCUUUUAGGCAAGGAUUUGACUCACUAUUACAAGAAGCUUAAAAAGUUUUCAUACGAAUGUGUCUGUAACAUAGCUUAUCAAAUGAUUAGCAUUUUAGAAUAAAUUCAUGCAAGGUAGAAAAUAUCAACUUAUUCAAAAUUUAGAAAUAUUAUACACAGAGAUUUGAAGCCAGAAAAUAUCCUUGGAGCAUCUCUUUCAGACAAAAUUUAUUUAAUAGAUUUUGGUAUAGCAAAGAAUCUUUAAUAGAACAAGAAGAGCAAAGAGAAAAUUUCUUUCAUAGGUACUUCAAGAUAUGCAAGCUUGGCAGCACAUUUAGGUAAAGAGCAAAACAGAAAAGAUGACCUUGAGUCAUUGGGUUACAUUCUAAUAUAUUUUCUAAAUGGUUAAUUACCUUGGAUGAAUAUUGAAAAGCAAGACAGCGAAAGAAUAGAGAAAAUUGGUCUUUUGAAACAAGACAUUUCUCCUGAAGAAUUGUGUGAAAACUUGCCAUCUCAAAUAUUAAAGUGAUUUUCUUCAUUUAUUCUUAGUAUAGGUAUAUGAAAUAUGUCAAAGGAUUAUCUGUUAAAGUCAAGCCCAAUUAUAUAUAAUUGAAAGAUUUAUUUAAAGUAGAAAGUUAAAAUGAUGCUAUGCCUUUUGAUUGGAACAAAAAGAUAAGAAUGAAUAAGAGGAUGUAGUCAAAUAAAUCCAUUAAAUCAUCUAAAUCUGCAAAAAUAUUUAAUAAAUCAAAAUCAUAAUUUCAUAAAACUUAAAAUAACAUCCAACAAGAAUCUUCAUAGAAAUUGAUUAAUUAACCUUUAACUCCCGUUUAAAAACAACAUCAAACCUUUGUGUACCCUGAUUAAAACGAUAAAACACUAUAUCAUUCAAGUGAUGAUAAUUAACAAUAAAAUAGCAUAAGUGAUCAGAAUAAAGAAAAAGAAAGCAUAAAAGUAGGAUAUUCAAUAAGUUAUGAACCAUCCAAAUUUUCAAGAUAUUCAAUACAUAACAAAAGUCCAAUAUUGCAGUAAUAAAGGGAAAGAGCAAGAGUCUCUACUUUAGAUGCAAAUCCUCAAGAUUACUUUAUAAUGAAUUUUUAAACUGAAUAACAGCUAUAAGAAUUUGAGAAUUAGGAUUUAGGAAGCAAAUAUGAUAUGCUAUACUAUUAAUCAAUUCUUUACAAUCACAAAAACCCAAUCCUAGAGUUUAAAGUGAGUAAAUGCCAUAUUUUUGAUUGA